AUGUCCACCGACGAAAAGCAGGCGUCUCCAGCCUCUAGCGCCGCGAACAUCGACAUUGUCGCCGUCAAGGGCACGCAGGGCGGCGUUCGCGCUAUAGAAGCGUUGCAGUCGGUAUGGGGAACCAAAUCGAAGAUCGCACUGUGGAUAUCAGUGGCGCUGGCCUCGUACAUGUACAUCCUCGACAACGGCACGAACUGGGCCUGGGGGAGCUAUGCCACCAUCCAGUUCGGACAUUACCAGCAAUUCGCCGCUAUCCAAUGCGCGACCUCCAUCCUGCUCGCCAUCGGCAAGCCGCUGUUUGCAAAGCUGACAGACGCUAUUGGGCGUGCAGAGUCCAUUGCUGUCGCUCUGUUUUUCUACGUGCUCGGCUACGUUGUCAAUGCCUCCACGCCCAACAUGGCGGGCCUAGGUGCCGGCAGUUGCAUCUGGGUUCUUGGCUUCUCUGGUCUCCAAAUUGCGCUCCAGAUUGUCAUUGCGGAUGUGACGACGCUACGCUGGAGGCCCAUCAUCUCCUCUUUGUCGACUGGCGGGUGGUAUUUCAUUAACUUCUACGUCAACGGCCUUAUUACGACCAAGCUCACCGAGCCCGGAGGACUGGGCUGGCGCUGGGGAUAUGGCAUCUACGCCAUUUGCUAUGUUCCGGCCCUGCUGCCCAUCAUUCUCGUUCUUCUCUGGGCCAAACGCCGCGCCAAGCAACUGGGCAAGAUCCACAAUUUCGAGCCAACGCCGGCAUUCAGUGUUUCCUUUGGCACAAAAGUCGGCCAGUUCUUCACCGAGGUUGACGCUGUGGGCCUGCUCCUUCUUGGCGCGACUUUAGCGCUUAUUUUCCUUCCAAUUGUCCUUGCCGGCGGUGCCUACGCCACCACCACUUGGCACAACCCCGCGGUCCCCGCUAUGAUGGUCAUCGGCGCAUUCGUCGCCCUCCCGCUCUUCGUUUUCUGGGAGGCGCGCAAGGCCGCAUACCCGGUCAUCCCCUGGCGCUUGUUGCGCAACCGCACCAUCCUUGCGGCGUGUGCAAUUGACUUUUUCGACUUUGUCUCGUUCUACCUGACCUACGGAGAGCUGUACGGCUUCGUUACCGCGACGACCAAAUGGGACCUGGGCAAGCUGGUCUACUACAGCAACGCGCAGUCGCUGUCCUUGACUUUCUUCGGUCUCCUCUGGGCCGCAUUUGCCGGGUUCUUCAAAACUGGAUACAAAUACUCCCUCAUCGCGGCUCUCGCCAUCCGCAUCGUUGGUGUCGGAUUAAUGUUCUAUGCCCGCUCCCACGCCAACACCGCCGCGCUGGUUAUGACGCAGAUCAUCCAGGGCCUCGGCGGGGGUAUCGCCUCCACCAGCGCGCAAAUCGGGGCCCAGGGCGCGGUUCCCCACCAAGACGUCGCCCUCGCCACCGCCGCCAUUCUGCUUUCGGCCGAAGUCGGCGGUGUUGUGGGGACAGCCGCGGCCGGCGCGAUUUGGGUCAACAAGCUGCCCGUCGAAAUCGCCAACCACGUGCCGAGUCUGAACAGCACGGAGAUUGCGGGCUUCGUGGGGAUGCCGACGCUGGUGAGGGGACUAGAAGGGCAGAUUUACAAGGACAUGGUGGCUGCUUAUGGCUCGACUAUGCGCCUUUUGCUUAUCCCCGGGCUCGUCGUCUCGUUCAUCCCCCUCGCAGCAGCGUUCUUCGUCAAAGACUUCCGUCUGCUCGAGAUCCAAAACGCUGUCGAGGUCAAGACCCUCGACGGCAGGCGCGCGCAAGACGCAGGAGAGUCGAUUGAGCCCGAGGUUCUCGAAGCAAAGGUGUAA
Mycena indigotica is the source of this 1785-nucleotide messenger RNA. RefSeq names its product MFS domain-containing protein. The record is from RefSeq and is a predicted model, not a curated record. The transcript is spliced from 13 exons. Gene Ontology annotation, biological process: transmembrane transport. Gene Ontology annotation, molecular function: transmembrane transporter activity. NCBI's taxonomy places the organism in Eukaryota, Fungi, Basidiomycota, Agaricomycetes, Agaricales, Mycenaceae. Bases 1 to 1785 code for a protein of 594 amino acids.